CAAAGCAGGGCGCCUCGCAGUGGCAUUCCAAGGAACUGCAGCCUGGGACGGGCUCUGCGGUUCAAACUGCUUAGAGCGGCCAGCGCUGCCAGGACUCGGAGAACCAGCCCCCCAGCACCGAGAGCGAGCUCUGGGGGCUUGGUAAACUCCCCCAAGCAGCGCCCUGGCUGGGGCUUCGCGCACCGACUGACUCCGGGGCUCGCUGGCUGCAGCGGGGCUCCCGGGGAGCCACGUGCGCGCAGCGGCGCCUCCCCUCCAUGCCAGUCCCCGGGGCCAGCGCAGCCGCCUCGCCCGAGGGCUCGCCGGUCCCCGCGCGCUUGCCCGGCACACGCAGGAGUUCCCCGCUCGGAAGAUGCAGCCGCUCUGGAAGAAAUACUUCGGCCACAAGUCCGUGCAUGAGGUCGCCAUGGACGCGUAUCUGGCCAGCCUGGGGCUGUACCGCAAGCUCACGGCCAGAGACGCCUCCUGCCUCUUUCGGGCCGUUUCCGAGCAGGUCUUUUCUUGUCAGAUUCAUCACAGGGAAGUCAGGAAGGCUUGUGUUUCAUUUAUGAGGGAAAACCGACAGAACUUUGGGGCAUAUGUGGAAGGUUCAUUUGAAGAAUAUCUGGAAUGGCUGGGAGAUCCAGAGGGAAAGGCUGGCCAACUGGAAAUAAGCGCUCUAUCACUGAUGUAUAACCGAGACUUUAUUCUGUACCAGAACCCUGGAUGGCCACCCACUUGUGCUACAAACAAUGGCUUUGAAGACAAGAUCUUGCUGUGUUGUUCCGGUAACUCCCAUUACGACUCUGUGUAUACAAAACAAUUUCAGGCAGAUGCUGCUGUUUGUCAGGCUGUCUUGUACGAGAUCCUGUACAAAAAUGUGUUUGGCGUGGGGAAGGAGGAAUUGAGAACUGCAGUUGACAUGUUUCGAAGUGGGGACAAAAAGAACAGAAAGAGUGCCUCUGUUGGAAGUGAGGAUGCAAACUUUGAUUGCCUUCCCAAGGAAGGGUCCAACACUUCAUCAGAAAGGAGAGAGGAAGACUGGGAAGGCAACAAUACUGACAAUCCACCUGAAGAUAAACUCAGACAAGGCACUGAAGAGGCAAAGUGUCCAGAAAAUCCACCAAAGAUGCCUUUUGCCUAUAGCGUGCUAAAAGCCCUGGACCCUGGACUCUAUCGAAAUGUAGAGUUUGAAGUUUGGUUGGACAGCAGAAAAGAAUCAAAGGAAGAUGGAUAACCCUUUAUUCUCCUGAAAAAGCUAAGAUUCUGAAAAUAAGGAUCCAGCCCUUCCACCACAUUUCAAACACCUCUUUAGAUAAAAGACAUUAUCUUUAAAAACAAUCUUUCUGCAUCAUGAUUUGACUUGGAACAUUAAUCACUCCUAUGGAAAAACACAUUCUGAAUAAAAACACAAAUUGAUUUAAUUAUGUAUGAAUGUUACUGUCUAAUUUGUACCAGAAAGGGAAUAAUAUAGCCAGAUAAUAUAAUAU
This is a messenger RNA of Mauremys mutica (yellowpond turtle), 1469 nucleotides long. Its product is annotated as putative bifunctional UDP-N-acetylglucosamine transferase and deubiquitinase ALG13. The coding region runs from base 353 to 1216 and encodes 287 amino acids. The transcript is spliced from 10 exons. Gene Ontology annotation, molecular function: cysteine-type deubiquitinase activity. The record is from RefSeq and is a predicted model, not a curated record. Gene Ontology annotation, biological process: protein deubiquitination. NCBI's taxonomy places the organism in Eukaryota, Metazoa, Chordata, Testudines, Geoemydidae.